AUGAUCUGCGACGAGGCCCAUGUCAUGAGGAGUAUAUCCACGCUGUUGGGCAAGGCGCUGCGGAACGUGCUCUCAAAUUGCCGGAUCCUGCUCACAGGCACGCCUGUCCAGAACCGCCUGCAGGACAUGUGGGCGCUGAUGGACUUUGCUCAGCCUGGACUUCUGGGCAACCACGCCACGUUCACGAAACGCUUCAGCGACCCCAUCGAAAAGGGCAGCGUGCGCAGCGCGGGGCCGUCCGCGGUGGCCCUGAAGAGGCACCUCUGCGAUCAGCUGCUGCAGUUGGUGGCUCCCCAUUUGCUUCGCCGCACAAAGGAGAGCACAGGCCUGCAGGCUAGUGACAUCGCCGUCCCCGCCGCCUUCGCCGCUGGAGAUGUCCCUACAGGUAGCAGCGGCGCACCUGCGCCGAAGGCCCUGCCUCCCAAGGUGGAGCUGGUCGUAUGGCUCCACCCCACCGCAGAGCAGGUGGCGGCCUACAAGGAGGCCCUGGCCACCAGCGAGGUGAUCCGCGAGGCUAACGACAAGACGAGGCUGGGGCUGGAGGUGUUCAAGGCGAUCGGCCUCCUCAAGCGCCUGUGCAACCAUCCUCUGCUGGGGCUGCCCAUCUCCGAGCCAGGCGUGUGGCAGCAGGCCCUCUCCGCCGCCUCCGCGUCCCUGCCGGGCGCCGACGGCCGCUUCCACGCCGCGUGCCCGCAGCGCAGGAGCCCGCGGGACCCGCCACGACCCUCGACCGCCACGGCGGUCGAGGAAGCGGCAGCGGCAUCGGCGGCGCCGGCGCUUGCCGCCGAGGAGCGAGGAAGCGAUGGCGGUGCGAUGGGCGCUGGUGGGGCCGUCGAGCGCCUGCUGCGAGGGCUGCCGCGGGACCUCGGCUCGCUGGUGGCGCAGAGCGCGAAGCUCAGGUGCGUGGCGGCGAUGCUGCCCGCGCUGAUCGCGCGCGGGCACCGGGUCCUGGUCUUCUCCCAGGGGGUUUUAAUGAUGGACUUGGUGGAAGUUUGCGUGCUCCGGAAGCAGGGUAUCGGCUUCGUGCGCCUCGACGGGCACACCGACAUCAAGACACGCGCCCAGAGGGUAGAGAGCUUCCAGACUGAGCCAGACAGAUACCAAUGCAUGCUGCUGACCACACGUGUCGGUGGCUAUGGCCUGAACCUCACGGGCGCAGACCGCGUCAUCCUGCUCGACCCCGCCUGGAACCCGGCGACCGACGCGCAGGCGGUGGACCGGGCAUACCGCAUCGGGCAGCACAAGGAAGUCCGGACGUACAGGCUCGUCAUGAGCGGCCUCAUCGAGGACAAGAUGUUCCGGCUGCAGGUCUUCAAGAUGGGGCUCACCAACUCGGCCUUGGAAGCCUCGCAGCAGCACCGGUACUUCACCCACGACGAGAUCCGGGCCCUCUUCAAGUGGGCCGACCCAGCGAAGGGCGAGACCAUGGGGCUGAUAGCCGCGAAGCACGGCGAGCAGGACAGGGAGCAGGCGGCCGAGCACGCCCGGGCGGACGGGGCCUGCGAGGGCUGGCUGCAGGCGGGCCCGGCGAUCGGCCUCAGCGUCUUCUCGACGCUGUUCCGGGCGCUCGCGCCCGAGGCGCCGCGGGAGGACGACGGCCCGUGCAGCGAGGAGGUGCGGGAGAUGAAGGCCAAGAUCUGUGUGGCCGAGCAGGAGGCCGCCCGGCUGGCCGAGGCGAGGUCUGCCGCGGAGGGGCAGGUGGGCCGCGCGGAGCUCGGGGCGAAGGAGGUGGCGGAGCAGAUCGCCUCGGCGGCCGAG
Prorocentrum cordatum is the source of this 1758-nucleotide messenger RNA. The record is from the annotation of a GenBank genome assembly. Lineage: Eukaryota; Dinophyceae; Prorocentrales; Prorocentraceae.